GCCGAUCGGUCUCUCUUAUUUUUGGCUGAGCAUGAUGUAUCUCCUGGCAUGAAUUUAAGGACACAUGACAUAGCGAUAGCGUCCUAUUUCAGAUUUUCUGUAACAAGUCAUUUAGUCCCUGAGUUCCUUGCAAAUAUAGCCCAUCGUUGGCAAGAAGCGGAGAAUGUCGAGUACAUGUUUGGAAUUGUUGGUGUUCCAAUCAUGGAGGUAGCAAUGGCUGCUCAAGCUGCAGGUAUAAAAUACGUGGGCAUGCGGAAUGAGCAGGCGGCCUGCUAUGCUGCAUCAGCAAUUGGGUACCUCACCGGACGUCCAGCUGUGUGUCUGGUGGUGUCUGGGCCCGGGCUCAUCCACGCACUGGGAGGGAUGGCCAAUGCCAACGUGAAUUGCUGGCCUGUGCUUGUUAUCGGAGGCUCUUCGGAUCAAAACCAGGAAACCAUGGGUGCCUUUCAGGAGUUCCCUCAGGUGGAAGCCUGUCGAUUGUACAGCAAGUUUUCUGCCAGACCCAGCAGCCUGGAGGCCAUUCCUUCUGUGAUCGAAAAGGCACUUCGAAGUAGCAUAUAUGGGCGUCCUGCGUCCUGUUACAUUGAUAUUUCUGGGGACAUGGUGAAUGCUAGAGUGGACAGAGACACAGUGAGAUUUGUGUCCUGUUGCCCACCUCCUCCUGUGAGCCUGGCUGAGCCCACAGCCAUUACAGAGGCAGUCUCUGUACUGCGGGAGGCCAAACGACCCCUUCUCAUCAUUGGCAAAGGUGCAGCCUAUGGACGGGCAGAACGAGAGAUCAGGGAGCUGGUGGAGUUGUGUGGGCUGCCCUUCCUGCCCACUCCCAUGGGUAAAGGGGUGCUUCCUGAUGACCACGCUAACUGUGUGGCUGCAGCUCGAUCCAGGGCCCUGCUUCAGGCAGAUGUCAUCGUGCUCCUUGGUGCAAGACUCAACUGGAUCCUGCACUUCGGCCUUCCCCCGCGAUUUCACCCCCAGGUGAAGGUCAUCCAGGUUGACCUUUGUGCUGAGGAGAUGGGGAACAAUGUCAGACCUGUAGCUGCCCUCCUGGGAGAUAUCCGUGCUGUAGUCAGUCAGCUGUUGGAAUGUUUCCGAAAAGAAGUAUGGAAAUAUCCGUCUGAUACGGACUGGUGGAAGACGCUGAGGGAGAAGAUGGCUGCCAAUGCAGAGAUAUCCAAGGGGUUGGCUCUGCGGCCGACCCUCCCCAUGAACUACUAUAUGGUGUUCCACCAUGUGGCCCAGCUCCUGCCCCGGAACUGUGUCAUCGUCAGCGAGGGGGCCAACACCAUGGACAUCGGCCGCACCCUGCUCCACAACUACCUCCCGCGACACAGGUUGGAUGCUGGUACAUUUGGAACCAUGGGAGUGGGUCUUGGCUUUGCCAUCGCAGCAGCUAUGCUGGAGAGGGACCGGAGCAAUGGCCAGCGGGUGGUGUGUGUGGAGGGGGACAGCGCCUUCGGCUUCUCUGGCAUGGAGGUGGAGACCAUGUGCAGAUACAAACUGCCUGUGAUCAUCAUCGUAGUCAACAACAAUGGCAUAUACAGUGGUGUGGACGCAGAUACAUGGAGAGAAAUGGGAAAGAUGGGUGACCUGACCACUGUAGCCCCGCCUGUUACGCUGCUGCCUGAUGCCCGCUAUGAUGAGGUCAUGGCUGCCUUUGGGGGGCAGGGUUUCUUGGUGCAGACGCCGGAGGAGCUGAGGAGUGCCCUGGAGCUGAGUCUGGAAGACUGCGAGAGGCCCAGCCUCCUUAAUGUCCUCAUCGACCCUGCCUCCGACAGGAAACAACAGGACUUUCCCUGGCUGACCCGCUCCAAUUUAUAGAUGCAGGAGAAGAGGGUUUCUGCUGGAUAAGCCAGGAGCAGAGUUCACACACUGCAACCUAUGCAGGAUAGGGUGUAAUCAAAUGUCUCAAUAACAUGUUUUUGGCUUAAAAUCAUUACGAACACCAGCAUGCAGUGUGCGCCCCCUGGCACCAAACGUGUAAAAGAACUGUCUUUAAUACUUGCCAUUCUGUUUUCAGAAGAUUACAAUCAAUAUAUUUGAUGUAUUUGCUGAGGUAUGUUUCUAGGAAAUGCAUUUUUGUCCAGCCAUUUGUGCUAACCAUUUAAUUAAAGUCACAAAUUUGUACAUUC
Molecule: messenger RNA, 2129 nt
Organism: Conger conger (European conger)
Lineage: Eukaryota; Metazoa; Chordata; Actinopteri; Anguilliformes; Congridae
Gene: hacl1
Product: 2-hydroxyacyl-CoA lyase 1
Exons: 17
Coding region: 49-1818 (589 amino acids)
Biological process (GO): fatty acid alpha-oxidation
Cellular component (GO): peroxisome
Molecular function (GO): catalytic activity; magnesium ion binding; thiamine pyrophosphate binding
Source: RefSeq, a predicted model, not a curated record